AUGGCGCCGCCGCCCGGCCCCGCCCGCCCCUUCCGGCGCUGCCGCCAUGGCGGAGCCGGCCGGGCCCUUCCACCGGCUGCGGGGCGGGACGGGCAGGUACCUCUGCUACUGCCGCCCCGGCCCCGGCCCCGGCGGCACAGUCUAUGUGACCGACGGGCUGGAAGUCUGGGCCGGGGCUCCGGCCGCCCGCUCGCCGCUCGGCUGCGUACGUACCGGGGCCGGGGCGGUGGCGGGGCCGGGGGCCGGGGACCGGGGCAGGCCGGUUUUUUGGGACGUUCUCCCUCUCCUCCCCAGCCGUGCCAGCCGGAGGAGCACGGCGAGAAGCUGAGGGAGGCCGUGGGGCGCGGGGCGGCCGCGCUCAGCCUGGGCGAGGGGACGGCCACGCUGCAGCCGCGGAGCGAGGAGGCCCGGUGCUCAGCCCUGGAUCUCAUCAAGCUGCCCGUCGCCGAGGCGAGGAGCCAGCUCCAGGGGCUGGUGUUUGGCAUGGCAGGGCGCAUCGAAAGCCUGGAGAAACGCCUAGAAGCAGUGGUGGAGACACCGGCACCUUCCUGCAGCCCUGAGAAGAAUGAUGCCUGGAGCCAGCAGCGCUUCCUGCCAGGUAGGCAGUGGCCAGAAGACAUCUCCCAUGGUCCCAGUGCUUGUUUGCCUUUUCUUCCCCAGGAAUCAGCUGGUCCUGUGCCCAUGUGCUCUUCAGGACACUGAGUCCCCUCAGUUGUGGCUGCUGUCAGCUGCUCCGCUGUGCUGAUGCCCUUCCCCUGUUGCAGAAGGGUCCAGGGCUCAGCGCAGUGGCUCUCGAGGUAUCUGGGAUGCACUGUGCUCAGGUCAGAUGCUGGGCAUUGCCAGGCAGGUUACUAGCCUCCAGGAGGUCAGGCUUUGCUGUUCUUCCUGCUGCUUUGGGAGAGACCAGGCUUGGCCCUUAUUCACCUGCCGCAGAUGCUGGGCCUGCCAGGCUGGGCUGCUAGAGGCUCACCCUGGGCAUGGAGGGGCUUACAGGGCUGGUAAAGCAACUAGCUGACCUUUUGCAAUCCCCAUCCUGACUGAGGCAGACCCCAGCCCCAGGAAGAAGAGGGGUGCUGGCUCAGCUUUGCCGGCCAAGAGGAAGAUCCCAGGAGAGUCUCUUAUUAACCCUGGCUUCAAAAG
Molecule: messenger RNA, 1140 nt
Organism: Tyto alba (common barn owl)
Lineage: Eukaryota; Metazoa; Chordata; Aves; Strigiformes; Tytonidae
Gene: PAXX
Product: PAXX non-homologous end joining factor
Exons: 4
Coding region: 1-702 (233 amino acids)
Biological process (GO): double-strand break repair via nonhomologous end joining
Cellular component (GO): nonhomologous end joining complex; nucleus; site of double-strand break
Molecular function (GO): molecular adaptor activity
Source: RefSeq, a predicted model, not a curated record